UGGCGGCCGCAGCGGCCCUCGGGGAAGACAGAUGGGGUGAGAGACAGCGCCCGGUCCGGCUGUCAGCGCGGCCCCAGCCCCGCCGCGGAGGGAGCCCCUCCUCCGUGCCGUGUGCGCCGCGCUCCCGCCGGGAACCAUGGCGUCCAGCGAGGAGGACGGAGGCGGCAACGGCGCGGUGGAGGAGAAGGAGAAUGGCAGGAAGAAGAAGCUGGGCGCCCUGGCCACGACCUGGCUAAUUUUCUACAACGUCGCCAUGACCGCGGGGUGGCUGGUAUUAGGUAUUGCCAUGGUGCGGUUUUAUAUACAGAAAGGAACACAUAGAGGCUUAUUCAGAAGCGUUCAAAAGACGCUUAAAUUUUUCCAGACAUUUGCUUUGCUUGAGGUAAUCCACUGUGCAAUUGGAAUAGUUCGCACAUCUGUGCUUGUGACUGGGGUCCAAGUGAGUUCAAGAAUCUUCAUGGUGUGGUUCAUUGCACAUAGUAUAAAACAGAUCCAGAAUGAGGAGAGCGUUAUUCUUUUUCUGGUCGUAUGGACUGUGACAGAGAUUACUCGAUAUUCCUUCUACACAUUCAACCUGCUCAACCAUUUGCCAUACUUCAUUAAAUGGGCCAGAUACAACUUUUUUAUCAUUUUGUAUCCUGCUGGAGUUGCAGGUGAACUGCUAACCAUAUAUGCUGCUUUACCCUAUGUGAAGAAAACAGGAAUGUUUUCACUGAGACUUCCCAACAAAUACAAUGUCUCCUUUGACUACUAUUACUUCCUUAUUAUUGUCAUGUGCUCCUAUGUGCCAUUAUUUCCACAACUCUACUUCCACAUGCUGCGUCAGAGAAGAAGGGUGCUUCAUGGAGAAGUGAUCGUGGAAAAGGACGAUUGAAUCAAGCUGUGUAACCAUGGUGCUUUUAGUGGAAAGGAAAAGAAGAGAGGGUAAAAACCCAAGACUUCCUCUGAUUUUUCUGAGUCCAAAUUUUAAAACAUGGAACAAGAAUAAACAACUGUGCCUAAAAUGUCAUGGACUGUAUUAUUUUUGCAAUUAAUAUAUUUUCAGACCUACCUUUUCAUCCUUAGAUUCACUUUGGUUUUUUAAUUGUUCAUGUCUUCAAAGAAAUAUUUUCUUAUUUUCAAUAGGAUGAUGAGUAGCUUUAAGAAUUAGAAUAGUUGGCUACUGUGCCUUGUGUUCUGAAAGUUCUGUUAUGACCUGUAGUCAUUAUCAAGAACAGAAGGUGAGUUGAUAAGUUGUACUGAAAGCGAGUCUUCUGGAAAUCAGAAUGUAAAUUAGGUAAUGAUGUUUUUCAUAGACUAGGUGAAUUGAAUGGUGUUUAAACUUUAUAUUAAGUAAUAUAUUUCCAAUUAUGAGUACUGCAGCAGGUUGUUCAAUAUUUUUUGAAUUACAGUAUCACACUGCAGAAUUUCAGGACUUGUGAAAGGAGUUGAAUUCUUGAUUGUCAGUGCAAAUUUAGACCUCCCUGUAUUUUCAUUUGUAAUGUUAAAGAUAUUUAGAAUAAUAGAUAAAAUAUUAACUGGUUAAAAGUUUGUGCUGAGGAGUAGACAGGAUGUGUCUACCUUUCUCUAAUCAGUGGCUGGAAUGAGACUCCUUUGCAGAGCAAAGCUGAUUGUCAGCAUGUUUCCUAUACUACGUUUCAAUUAUGUAUACAGAAGAAUCAGUAUUGCAUUGAAAAACUGUAGCUAUGGUUAGAUAUUUGACUUCUUUAAAAUAGCUCAGUGGGAUAAAAUAUAUUUAAAAUAGCAACUUAAAAUAUAAAUUGUGGUUUGAUUCAUCCCAUUGGGCAAUCUUAACUGCACCCUCCCCAUUAAUUGUUUAAACUGUGUUGACCUAAUUCUAUUUUAUGUCUUCAAUAAUCUGCAAGAAGGAUCUACAGUAUAUUGAUAGAAGUUACAGAUGAUAUUACACUAUAUGAUACCUGAGUGGGAGAGGUCCAACAAAUAAGAUUUUGAACUAACAGCCCAGCAGAUUCAGAGAAAAGGUGAUGCAUUUGAGGAAACUUGGAUACUUAGUGAGAGAGAGAAGAUGGAAAUGUAGUAAUGUGGUACGAAGCUGUGAAAAUGUAGGCAACAAGCCUGUCUUGCUUCUGGCUUCACUGAUGUCAAAAGAAGUGUAUAUCUAUGUGGAAGAACUGCACCAGGCAGCUGUAAAUCAGAAUACUCGUGAUUGCUGAGGUAAUUUCUGGAGUACAGUCUUAUGUUUUGGCUUCCUCGGGGAUGAAGAAUUGUAUAAUCUUGUGAAAGCUCAGAAAACAAUAACAAAACUAGUUGAAGUGAGAAAGAAGUCAGAACGAUUAAGUCAUUAAUAUGUGUAAUUCUUUGUUAUAUGAUAAAUACAUGGAAGAGCUUUUCUAAGUAUGGAGGUGUAGCUAUGAUGAAUUUGAAACAAGGUAAAUAGCCAAUGAAUAUCAGAAGAAAGGUCCUACCAAUAAGAUCAGUCAGGUUACAGAAUGACAUAGUAGUGCUUAUCAAUGCAUACAGAGUCUUGGAAGGUUUUCAGGUAGAGUUGGCAAGAAAUUGAACCACAUAUUUGAAUAGGCAGUUUCUGUUUUUAGCUUCAAUUAUUCUAUGAUAAUGCAGCUUUUCUGAAAUUUGUAGAUAUGCCAGAAAAAGGACUACCAGGUAAUUUUAUAAAAAAGCAAGGACUCACUAUAUCCUUAACUUUCCAAUUCUGUAUUGUGCCUUUAAUUUGUGAUAUUUAUGCAUGUCUUCAUUACACAUAAAUGAGUUUCCUUUUAUAUGACAGGUGCAUAGUAGACUUGAGGCAGAACAGUUGUUUCUCUUUAAAUUUUAAAAGAUAUAAUCUUUGUAUUCCUUAAAUUACACACAAGGUGCUCUAGUUUAACUUACUACUUCUGUUUAACAUGCAGCUAAAAUUAUUGAAAGUUUAUAUUUUAAACUACACUUACAACACUGAAUCGCAAACCAGUUGUGUUACAUGUGUUCAGACUAGCAGUUAUAUGUGUUCAGCAUUCUUUCAGUACUGUUUUAUAAACUAUGAGGAACAUAUUGGCUGUUUUGGGAAAUAUAUCUCCAUUAGCAAUCAGAAUAGUGUGAUGAAAUAUGAGAAACUAAGAUUAGAUUAAGUUCUGUGUCUCUUUUUUAACUGUCAGGGCAGCUCACUGAAGACCAUAGCUAUCAAUUAAUUGAAAAUGCAUUGGAUACUUAAGGAUGUGAUUUUGAAAUCCUUGAUCAGAUGAGAGUAUCCUGUAGAUAGUAUUCCUUCUAAAAGGAAUACUUGCACUAUAAAAAUGUAUUAUAUUUGUUUUCAUUGUGGCCUAAAGAUAUUAUCAUAUGUUAAUCAAGGACCUAUUUUUAUAACAUUUUGUACAUUUGGAAUGAGAACAAUACAACACUGUUUGCUACAAUCUUGGGUUGCACUUCCAUAAAGCAACAAUGUACAAGGUAAUGAUACAAUUUAAAAAUGGAUUUACAGCUACAGAACAGUCUUGCUAAAUAAUGAUUUAAUAAAAAUAAAGCUAAAAAUUACUUACAGUAUCGCAUUCAAUGUUUCAUAGACCAGAGAGAUGGCCGUGUAGAUUAGUUUACAUGGCAUUUACCUAAAAAAAGUAAGCAACAUGUUCUUUUCCUCCUGUUUUUUGAAACCUUUCACUGAAGCGUCCUUUUCACAGAAUCAGUAAGGUUGGAAAAGACCUCCAGGGUCACCAAGUCCAACCUUUGACUGAAUAUCAUCACAUCAACUAGACUAUAGCACUAUAGCACUAUAGCUUCUUGAAUGCUUCCAGUGAUGGUGACUCCACCACCUCACUGGGGAGCCAGUUCCAGUGCCUGACCAGCCUUUCCGUGGAGAAAUUCUUCCUGAUGUCCAGCCUGAACCUCCCCUGGCACAGCUUGAGGCCUUUUCCUCUUGUCUGAUUACUGGUUGCUACUCUGUUAAUGUAUCUUCUGAAACAUAGUGAGAAUUGCAGGUAAAAUCUUCUUGCUAUUGACUUCAGAUCUUGAAACAUUUAAUUAACCUGUUAAAUGGACAUUAAAACUUAAGUAUGAUUUUCAUAGGGUGCUCUCUUUCCAACUUCUUUUUUACAUCUGUCUUUUUUGUCUUCCUCUCUGCAAUAUCCCUAGUUUUCUAAAGCAUUUAAAGCCUCCUGCUUACGUAAAAUUUGGAAUGUAUUAAAACAUCAGCAUCUCUAAUGUUUGCAUGUAGUCUUUAACAAAUUUAACUUUUACAAAGGUAUUUUCUUACUUGUUUUAUAUAGGCCUUCUGAAAUGAAUUAAUAUAGAGCAUGGCCUUAUGAAAGCUUUUGAAUAGCAGCACAUAGAAAUAGGGAGAUUGCUUUCAAUCAGGUGACAUUUCCUACUAGUGCUAGAAACAGAAGCCAUCUUUUGUAUGAACUCUACCUGCAAGCAGCUGGAUUUCUUGAGGUUCUCCCCAGCACUCACAUACUGUGAAACACUGUUUUGGGACAGAUUGAGUUGUUCCACAGCUCAGCCCAGAAUGUUUGGAGGUCAGAUCCCAGCUUCAGGGCAUGAGCAGCAGAAAGGAAUAUGGUGCUGGGAUAUUGCAUCUUCUGCAUUAUCUGCCGAGGGGUCACUGAGGCCAUGGUGAGCAGUAGCUGACAGAUGUAAUUUCUCCCACCCUGCAGGAUGUGAGACGAGAGGAGGCUCAGUCUGCUGAGGGAGCUCAGGAGAUCAGCUGUGGGGAUCUCUGUGCACAAGGGGUGUGUUACAGACAGGGCUUUCCCUCUCAGGCACCCUUUGCUGUCUCCUAGCCUGCAUGUCUGGGGAUACACGGGCCUGCCAGGGUGGGCAGGGCACACCAACCUCAGCAGCGCAGUCCAGCAUAAACUGCCAUGGAGAAAUGGUGCUGCUGAUUCCCACUGAACACAGCAUUUAGCCAGGUUCACGUUCAUGGAUAGAUUGCAAGGCUAGUUAACAGGAGGUGCAUGGAGACCUUUUCUGUGACCAGAUUUAAAUAUGUACCUUUUAAAUCUAGGUCUAGCUACUGCUCUGACUGUGGUACUUGCUUCAGUGAAUAUUUGGAUAUGUGUAUGGUUACUAAAUAAACUAGAAUGAAACCAGUUCAGAAUUGUUAUAAUAAUGUAUAGUUUUAAAUUAGUUUAAAUUACAUUCACAGUUUUUGAAUUGAGCUCUUGCCUAAUCUGCGAUAGAAAGAAAAAAAGAAAAGGAAAGUUAAUACAAAUAUAUGUUCUGCACUAGGCAGUAGGGCUUCAUAAAUCAAAAUUUUCAGGCAGGCAAAAUAGCUGCAGUUCAUAAAGGAUUUUUAAGUGGGUUUUUCUGAACAAAAAAGGUGAAAGCUUUUCUGAAAAUCAAAGUUUAUUUAAUAAUGUAUAUUUUAAAACAUGCUGAGACUUACUGUAUUAUUUAUCACCAGUUUACAAUUUAAAUUCAUGCUGAACCUACAGUUUUUAUAGAUGAUUAACUGUAGCCCAUUAAAACGUUUCAUUCUGUGCUUGUUACAAUGGCUGUUUACAAACCAAAGUCCCCAUUUUUCUGCAGAGCUCUGUGUUCUGUUGCUCCAGAGAGUUGCAGGGUGGUUGUGCCUGCGAUGCUCUGCCAGGCAGGUUUCAGUGUGCCAGGGCAGCCCCAUGAGCUCGCAGGAGGGCACAGCUCCACAGUGGGUGGCACUCUCGGGUCGGUGCCCACUGUGCCUCUGGCCCUUCCGAGGGACUGAGGGCUCCACAGAUGUCCCCAGCUGAUUCAUCCCUGGGACCUCCCAGAUGGAGAAGACCUGGCCAGUGAACUCUCUGGUCACAAAAGCAAAUCUGACAAGUGAACCGAGAGCUGUCCCAAGAGAACUUGUAUGUUAGGUGACUCCAGCCCUCUCUAGGAAGCAAUUUCAUGCCUGCAGCUGGUAGUGGCUGGUGAUAUACAGUACUUUGUGUCAUGAUGUACCACCUGCAACAUGUUGUCUUUUUAUUCAUCCCUCUCCUGCCUCUCUGUUCAGUCUUGAAUGUAUUUGAAUGUCCUUUCAGCGUAUGGCUUUGUAAAAGUGUAAGUGAAGAAAAAAUUAUCCAAGUGUAUAGAAUAUGUAUAGAAUUGUACUUAAAGUCUAUUAGUAAUGUAAAUCCAUUGCAAUUGCUUAUUAUUGUUAUUUCUUCUGAAAUGCAUUAUCAUUAGAAGUUUACACAGGCAGGAAAGCAACACAAUAUGAUAGUUCUAAUAACUUAUUUACUUGCAAAAAUUAUAAUAUAUUUUGAGAUAUAGAUUCAGAUAUUUGUUUUAGAGAUUGUUAAUACUGUAGAAAUGUAGAAAUUAAUC
Prinia subflava (tawny-flanked prinia) is the source of this 6240-nucleotide messenger RNA. RefSeq names its product 3-hydroxyacyl-CoA dehydratase 1 (gene HACD1). Lineage: Eukaryota; Metazoa; Chordata; Aves; Passeriformes; Cisticolidae. The record is from RefSeq and is a predicted model, not a curated record. Gene Ontology annotation, cellular component: endoplasmic reticulum membrane. Gene Ontology annotation, molecular function: 3-hydroxyacyl-CoA dehydratase activity. The transcript is spliced from 7 exons. Bases 137 to 874 code for a protein of 245 amino acids. Gene Ontology annotation, biological process: fatty acid elongation; very long-chain fatty acid biosynthetic process; sphingolipid biosynthetic process.